Messenger RNA from Anopheles marshallii, 3177 nucleotides. RefSeq lists its product as uncharacterized. The coding region runs from base 1 to 3177 and encodes 1058 amino acids. The transcript has 6 exons. Lineage: Eukaryota; Metazoa; Arthropoda; Insecta; Diptera; Culicidae. The record is from RefSeq and is a predicted model, not a curated record.
AUGGAGCGAACCGGCCAACAGUAUGGCCGGGUUGCGUACUGCCCGUACAGUGACUCCAGCUCGUCGGAGUUGCAAUCCUACGUGCGUCCGUUCGACACGGUACGGGCACUGCACGAAACGGUCGUAUCAUUGCGUACGGCUCUCGAGGAGUCGCGCCGCGAAGUGGACCAGCUAAGGCAGCAGAUAAGCGUACGAGAAACGGUCGAGCAAGGUCGAGUUAGUGCCGGUUUCCGAGCCACCGAUCUGUCCGGCGAUCCGCGAAAACAACAAUCAAUUUAUGGUGUAGAACAACCAUCCACAUCGGGGCUUCUUAAGCAGCCAUCAAAUCUGAACGUUAGCCGUGAGUCAUACGAAGACAUCUCAACGACUGCAGUGGAGGAUAAAAAGUCCAAAAAAAUAAAGAAACGAAAAGUUAAGGCUCAGCCACCGCCAAUAAACGACAGCUGUUCAAGUCCGCCGGCAGUGGAGGAAGAUCCCAAACGGGUAGAAGAUCCGGUCCGACCGAAAAAGACACCAGCCAAAGAUGGUAGCUCUGCGGCACACCAGAAAGUGUCCGUAGUACCCGACAUACAGAUAGUUUCACAUCCCGGUGGUGGAACCCAUUCAGCCAUGGCGUCACGAAUAGACGUGAAGAUCAAGGUGUCCUCGAACAUCAACAUGGACGGCAGUAGUUCCGAAGCGGAGAGUUCCGAAUGUCUAAAGGAUUCGCCUACAACGCCCGAUGCCGCUGCAGAUCAAACGCCAGAAGAUGACGAAAAGACGAUUGCUGAACCGGACGAACGUGGCCCGGAUGAUGAUGUGACGGUACGUGAGGAAGUACUGAAGGCAGACGGUGUGGAGAACUUGCGCGUGAGCAUCGUCAAUGAGGAACAGUUGAGUGUGAGCAAAAGUUCGGAUGCCAUCAGCAUCAAGCAGAUUUCGUCGGAGAAUCUGCACGUGGACACGGAUCGUCAAUCGAAUGGCUCCAUCUCGGAGGGAGAUAAUUCGGUGUUUGCAGAAGAUCCUGCUACUGCAAACCAACCGGACGGAGAAACACAAGGAACAGGACCCAUUACGGGUAGCUACACGUUGUCGGACCCAUCCAACGAUCCUCGGCGAAGAAUGAAGAAAAGUGAAUCGGAAAAUCAGGAGGAGGUGGACGAUAUCGAAUUGAUCUUCUCGUCGGACGACAAUGCGAAGGACAUCACACAGGAGGAUCUGGUGUCGAUAUCGGAUUACGAGCCGUGGCACGAGGCUGGCCAGUCGGGCACUCCGGUACUGGUGAGCUUCACCAAUUUGGCUUCCGAUCAAGAGAAGAUGAGCUCGCUCGAGCGCAGUGACAGCGAGGUGAUCGAGGGCUAUGAGCUCGAGAAGGGGAAAAGUCUCGAAAGCCAAGACUCGCUGAGCAUGGACAACAUAAAGAAAAGCAUGGACUUUAGCACAAAGUCGUCCAGCUUGGAGAAGGACACGAGCAUGGAUUAUGGUGCGUCCGGUGGCACUAUAAUCCCCGCACUGUGCCGUGCUUCCAGCAGCCAGGAUGACGAUGGAAAGCAGAACGAUAGUUUCGAUGUCGCUGGUACGAAUACGCUGGCGGCCGCAGGUGCGCUGGGACGUCGCUGGACUAACUACAAUGUGCUGAUUGAGACGGACAUCUCCAAGUGCGGCAUCACGGAGGAGAACAUUUUGGAGAUGGGACGUCGCAACACUUGUCCAAAUCCUCCCGCCUAUCGUCCCAUCAUUCAUCCGGGCAGUCGCAUGCAACCGACCGGUGCGGGCACCAAUCGGAGCCCGCUAGCAGUGAAGUUCUCCCGUUCGCCACGCACCUACUCACCGCACCAGUAUCUGCCACCGGGGAAAACGCUCCGUACCGUGAUAGCGGCUGAAAGUGGCGUACGGGGAGCGACCGGUGACGAGGUUAAGCGCUCCCAGGCAGCACAAACCGAUAUAUCGGCCCUGGCACAGCAAUGGCGCUCCGAAACCCACCUAACCGGCUCCGAGUACGUGCCGGGGCUGUAUACGCUACCGUCGAAGUUUGUUCCACCGACACCCGGUGGAAAAGGUAAAUUCCCACUCAGACCGUCGGACAAGACGCAGGAAGCCCGCCGGGUGCUGCUGAGCGAUAUUAACUUUACCAGCAUGGUGCCGGAGCUGUCCCGAUCGGCCGAUCACCUCUGCCAGCAUCAGCAGGACGAGAAUGGCGACCCGAACCGUUCGCCCAACUACUGCAAGGGAAACCUGCUAAGAACACCGGAAGCCACCAAAGGCAUUCCGCCCAGCUUCAGCAUGACAUCGCCGGGCGUAUCGCAGUGGACGGUAAACGAGAGCAGCAUUGCCACCCAAACCACCCAAACGGAUGCGCUGUGGACGAACCGGGGCGAUUCGUUCGACUCGUCGAAAAGCUACUCGGCCGGGUCGCGCUAUUCUACGCUCAGCAAGCAUCACCGCUCGCGUAGUGUGCCCUCGAUGCGCUGCGCCAUCUGUCGGCAAACGCACCAAAACACUGCACUGAGACCGUCGGAAAGCAUGCACUACACACCGCGCGUCACCUUUCAGGAGCAACCGGUACACAAAAUCCGCGGUUCACUGCCCGACUUACGGCACGACUGCAACUGUCCGCGCCGGUACGGUGGUCCGUCGUUGUACCGGAUCCACGGUGAUUCGGGCGGAUCGACGGACAGCUUGCUGGAGGAGGCGGAAGAAUUUCUUCGCCGGUCGCUCGAGGGUGGCAAUAUGCUGGCGAUGGAGGAUUCGCUCGGACAGCUUGACGUUGGUGUACCGCCACCGGCAACGGCCGGACUGCUGCCGCACAUAACCUUUCACGCCGCACACGCAGUCCAUGCCCAUCCGCCGCUGCAUCAUCCAACCGCAAAACACCGACGGUGCUCGGAAAACGACAUUCAGAGGGACUACAUUCCCUCGAAGCAAGCGCUACCAUUUCUGCCAAAAACGCCCAAAUGUCUCAAGCCGGGCCAUCUGGCGAAGGUCAUCUCACCGAACGGGCGCGUCAUAGUCGGCCGGGUACGGUACAUUGGUCCCGUAGCCGGUACCGACACCGACGAUACCUACGUUGGGUUGCAGUUGCCGAACAAUUUGGGCGAUUGUGACGGUACCAUCGAUGGGAAGCGAUUUUUCGAGUGUGAACCCCUGCACGGUAUCUUCGUGCCGUUCAAGAAGGUCGUCAUGGCCUGGAACUCAUAA